Molecule: messenger RNA, 1368 nt
Organism: Rotaria socialis
Lineage: Eukaryota; Metazoa; Rotifera; Eurotatoria; Philodinida; Philodinidae
Source: the annotation of a GenBank genome assembly
AUGUGGAAAGUAGCUAUCGACCAUACUGCGAUCAGUAUCGAUGAUAAUGAUGCUGACGACAAACAGUUUAAACGAGUUUCGAUCGAAGUAUCUCAUGUACCAAUAGUAUCAAAUCAAUCGUGUCGUGCGCCAUUAGUCUCUUUUGAUGAACAUGGUGAUAUUCCAUAUCAUGUAUUAGCUCGAUCACCUUCGUCUGUUCAUCUUCCGUCUACUACAACUCAUGAGCAUAAUAUUAUUUGGAAUUAUUGCUUUAAUUGUUGCUCUUGGAAACGAUUUCGACGUGAUUUUUGUCAUGUUUUUUCUCAAUUUUUAUUUUCUCAAGUUGGCUUGUCGAUUCUUGUUUUUGCUUAUGUUGCUCUCGGUGGUCUUAUCUUCUAUACUAUUGAAUCGAAAUAUGAAUCUCAUAAAAAUGAACAAAUCAAACGUGAACAUACACGUGGAAUUCGAAAUAUUCGUCAUAUAGCUACCGAUGAAUUUAAUUGGAUGUUAAAUGCCUCAUUUGAAUUACGUUAUGCACUUUGGCGUGGAAUGAUGUCACGUCAAGAUGGUUAUGAUAAUACUGGUUGGCGUGUACAAGUUAAUAAUGAAAGAUUUGAUAAAUUAGUUGAUGAAGAAUUAGCGAGAAUGCAAGCUGAACAAGAAAAACUCACUGAUAAACAUGAUACGAGAACAGACGUAUCCUAUAAUCAAAAAUGGACAUUUUCAACGGCAAUGCUCUAUUCAGCAACGGUGAUAACUACAGUUGGAUAUGGAAAUAUAGCACCAAAAUCAAUAUUAGGCAAAGUUACGACAUGUAUUUAUGCUAUGUUCGGAAUUCCGAUUAUGAUUAUGUGUUUAACAAAUACGGGUGAUCUACUUGCUUUUUUCUUUAUCAAAUAUUACUCAUUGACAAUUAAUUUUUCUCAACGAAUGAUCAAACGACGUAGACAAAAACGACGACAACGAUCAAAAUUAUCUUUUGAAAUCGACGAUGAAACUGUACAACAUGUACCGAUUGCAGCAACAUUGGGUGUACUCGCUUUAUAUAUUGUAGCCGGUGCUGUUUUAUUUUCUCAUUGGGAAGGAUGGUCUUAUGUUGAUGGUGCUUAUUUUUCGUUUAUUACAUUUACUACUAUAGGUCUUGGCGAUUUGGUACCUGGCAAAGGAACAUUAACAGAAAAUAAGAAUGGAAAAUCGAUUCUAUGUGCUCUCUAUCUUCUAUUUGGGCUUGUUCUUACGGCUAUGUGUUUUAAAUUGAUGCAAGAUGAUUUAUUUGCUAUGAAACAAAGACUAUUUGAACGUCUUGGUUUGCAAACAUAUCAUAAUACUCAUCAUCAUCAUCAUCAUCAAGAAUCACAUACUUGUGACGAUAUCAAAGGACAUUUCUGA